Messenger RNA from Anastrepha obliqua, 2305 nucleotides. Its product is annotated as heat shock protein 68-like. Gene Ontology annotation, biological process: cellular response to unfolded protein; protein refolding. The transcript has a single exon. Gene Ontology annotation, molecular function: misfolded protein binding; heat shock protein binding; ATP hydrolysis activity. Bases 168 to 2090 code for a protein of 640 amino acids. Gene Ontology annotation, cellular component: cytoplasm. NCBI's taxonomy places the organism in Eukaryota, Metazoa, Arthropoda, Insecta, Diptera, Tephritidae. The record is from RefSeq and is a predicted model, not a curated record.
CCUCCACAUAGUUUGAAUUGAAAAGUCAAAGCGAAAAUAACAAAAUAGCUAAGCAUAUUUAGCAAAACAAAACUGCGAAAUAACAAUAAUAUACUAAAAUUGUAUUAUAGAGUGAAGCAGAAAAGUAUUAUAAUUGUGAACUGAAAGAUACGCAAAAAUAAAGAAAAAUGGUAGCAAUUGGAAUUGAUUUAGGAACUACAUAUUCCUGCGUUGGAGUUUUCCAGCACGGUAAAGUGGAAAUUAUUGCGAACGACCAAGGAUAUCGCACAACACCAAGUUAUGUUGCGUUCACAGACUCGGAGCGGCUCAUUGGUGACGCCGCCAAAAAUCAAGUUGCCAUGAAUCCAAAGAACUCGGUGUUUGACGCUAAACGGUUGAUUGGACGCAAAUAUGAUGACCCAAAAAUUCAAGCGGAUAUGAAGCAUUGGCCGUUUACGGUGGUGAAUGACUGUGGAAUGCCAAAGAUCAGUGUCGAAUUCAAAGGUGAACAGAAACGAUUUGCACCAGAGGAAAUUAGUUCAAUGGUGCUGACCAAAAUGAAGGAGACGGCUGAGGCGUAUUUGGGUACAUCAGUAAGGGAUGCAGUAAUCACAGUACCGGCGUACUUCAAUGACUCACAGCGUCAGGCCACCAAAGACGCGGGUGCUAUUGCGGGUCUUAGUGUGCUACGUAUUAUAAAUGAACCAACUGCAGCAGCGCUGGCUUAUGGUCUGGACAAAAAUCUUAAAGGUGAACGCAAUGUUCUCAUAUUCGAUUUGGGCGGUGGCACUUUCGAUGUUUCCAUCCUGACUAUCGAUGAAGGUUCGUUGUUUGAGGUACGUGCCACUGCCGGUGAUACUCAUUUGGGUGGAGAAGACUUCGACAAUCGUCUAGUCAAUCACUUCGCGGAGGAAUUUAAACGUAAAUAUAAGAAAGAUCUGCGCUCGAAUCCAAGAGCAUUGCGUCGACUACGGACAGCGGCUGAGCGAGCGAAACGCACAUUGUCAUCCAGUACAGAAGCCAGCAUCGAGAUUGACGCUUUGUAUGAAGGUGUAGAUUUCUACACAAAAAUUAGUCGAGCACGCUUUGAGGAGCUGUGUGGUGAUUUGUUCCGUAGUACACUGGAACCGGUGGAGAAGGCUCUCAAUGAUGCUAAAAUGGACAAGAGUCAAAUUCACGAUAUUGUCCUUGUUGGUGGUUCUACUCGUAUUCCCAAAGUGCAAAGUUUACUCCAAUCAUUCUUCGGAGGAAAGACACUGAAUCUUUCAAUUAAUCCCGACGAAGCUGUUGCUUAUGGUGCGGCGAUUCAAGCCGCUAUUCUGAGUGGUGAUAAGAGCAGUGAAAUUCAGGAUGUUCUCUUGGUUGACGUAGCACCAUUAUCUCUUGGAAUUGAAACCGCUGGUGGAGUAAUGACGAAAUUAAUCGAACGAAACAGUCGCAUUCCGUGCAAACAGUCGAAAACCUUCACAACUUAUGCAGACAAUCAACCAGCUGUCACCAUACAAGUAUUUGAGGGUGAACGAGCCAUGACCAAAGAUAACAAUUUGCUUGGCACAUUCAACUUGACUGGAAUUCCUCCAGCGCCACGCGGAGUACCAAAAGUGGAUGUAACAUUUGAUUUGGAUGCCAAUGGCAUUUUGAACGUGACGGCGAAGGAGAUGAGCACUGGAAACGCCAAGAAUAUAGUCAUAAAGAACGACAAGGGACGAUUGUCACAGGCUGAUAUCGACCGAAUGGUUAAUGAAGCUGAAAAAUAUGCGGAAGAAGACGAAAAACACCGCCAACGCAUAGCUGCCCGCAAUCAACUUGAGAGUUAUGUGUUUGGUGUGAAACAAGCAGCCGAUGAAGCUGGCAGUAAAAUAAGUCAAUCUGAUAAAGAUCGUGUGCUGGAGAAGUGUGGUGAGACAAUUAAAUGGUUGGAUGCAAAUACCACUGCUGAGAAGGAAGAGUUCGAGUACAAAUUAGAAGAAUUGACGAAAAUUUGCAGUCCUAUAAUGACAAAGAUGCACCAACAGGCAGGUGCCGGUCCACAGGCUGGUAAUUGCGGUGCGCAGGCUGGUAGCUUUGGAGGCGGCACUCAUGGAGGACCAACUGUAGAAGAAGUGGACUAAAUAUAUGAUAAUAGUACAAUAUUAUAUGAUCAGUAUUAUAACCGUAACCGUGCCAUUGAUGUAAUGUAUGUAAAAUAAAAGAAUAUUAAGUUCCUAAAUAAUAUACUAUGUAAUACAAUAAAUUAUUGUCCAAAAAUUGACUGAAAAUGUGAAAUAUUAUUCAAGUGAUUUAGGAUUUUAAGACUUUAAAUUAAGUUACUAAAUAAAGCCGGCUA